AUGUUUGGCCGAUCCGCACCCAAAUUUGAUCCCGCAAAGGACAUCCCCAACCAGGCCGGCAGGAUCGCCUUCGUCACGGGCGGCAAUGGAGGACUCGGUUUGGAGACGGUGAUCCAGCUGGCCAAGGCCGGGAUGGAGCGCAUCUUUAUCGGAGCGCGCAACGAGGAGAAGGCACUAAAGGCCAUCAAGGAGAUAUCGACCAAUCUCAACUGCAGCACCACGUUCACGUUUGUCAAGAUGGACCUGACGUCCUUUGACAGCGUCUGUCGGGCGGCGGACCAGGUCAUUUCGCAAACGGACAAGCUCCACCUGCUGAUCAACAACGCCGGCGUGGUGGGCACGGCUCCCGGGCUGACGCCCGAGGGCUACGAGACGCAGUGGGGCACCAACCACAUGGGCCACGCGCUCUUCACGCGGCUGCUGCUCCCGCUCCUCAAGCAGACGGCCGAGGGCGGGCGGGUCGACGUGCGCAUCGUCAACGUGUCGUCGCUGUCGGAGCGCAUGUGCGCGCUGCACGGCUGCGGCGACCUCGAGGUCUUCAAGCGCGCCGAGGCCAAGGGCCCGCUCUGGGGCGCCGGCCUCUUCUGGGGCUACGGCGCCUCCAAGCUGGCCACCAUCCUGCACGCGCGCAUGCUGGCCAAGAAGCACCCCAGCGUCAAGGCCGUCGCCGUCCACCCCGGCACCGUCAAGACCACCAUCACCGGCAGCUUCAGCAAGACCUCGCCCUUCAUCGGAGGCUACGUCAUGCCCUUCAUCACCGCCCUCUUCUUCGUCGACGUGUCCGAGGGCGCCAGGAACCAGCUCUGGGCCGCCACCAGCGACCAGGCAAACACCGGCGAGUAUUACGCCCCCGUUGGGCGCCCUAAUAUGGGCUCGGGCAAGUCGAGGAAUAUGAAGGAGGCCGAGAGGGUCUGGGAGUGGACGGAAAGGGAGUUGGAUGCUUAUUUACGAAAGACGGGUCGUUGA
Pyricularia oryzae 70-15 is the source of this 966-nucleotide messenger RNA. RefSeq names its product retinol dehydrogenase 12. The transcript has a single exon. Lineage: Eukaryota; Fungi; Ascomycota; Sordariomycetes; Magnaporthales; Pyriculariaceae. Bases 1 to 966 code for a protein of 321 amino acids. The record is from RefSeq and is a predicted model, not a curated record.